Lingula anatina is the source of this 1418-nucleotide messenger RNA. RefSeq lists its product as uncharacterized. NCBI's taxonomy places the organism in Eukaryota, Metazoa, Brachiopoda, Lingulata, Lingulida, Lingulidae. The record is from RefSeq and is a predicted model, not a curated record.
UAGAAUAGAUACAAAGCAGGCACACAGGCGCGCAUGACCAGGUGAGUGGUGAACAAAAGACAGGCCUGGGCUAGUGGUCAAGGCAUUGGAGCGAGACACGGUUCACCAUGUUUACCAGAAUAUGUGCAUUACUACCAUUUAUAGUGCUAUUCUCGGAAAAUCCCAAAUGGAAUCAAGCGGCCAAAAUCGCCGUGAAUUUUGAUUGUGCGGUAAUGGCGGCCUUUGUCUCGUACCAAGCUGGUUCUGGAACAUUUAACCCCACCGAGGGUCGUAUCUACGUCGACGGUUAUUACGAUGAUAUUGACUGCUACAGAGACUUCCCACCUUGGGAUCUAAACAUUAUCUUUAAUACUUGUGGGGUUCGUGAGGGCGUAAAUUUCACGGUGAUAUUCCUCCAUGAUAAGGACUACUUUCUGGCUACCAUCGACGAAGCACAGGUUUUCAGAUGUAAACCGGACGUAUACGAAACAGCUCUUCAUAACGUAACUGCAUACGUACCCGCUGGCGAGAUUAUACCCAUCAUUGGCCAAGUAGCGAAUGUCCCAGGAUUCAACGUGUCUGUUACCAUGGUUUUAAAGAGAACAAACGACAGUUCGGUUAUUGGCGUCAACAGCCAGCCAGUAACAUUGGGGCAGAACGUUACCAUGGAGCUGAGCGUCACCCAAAACGACAAAGUCAAAAUCAAAGCUUCACACUGCUGGGCUGCGGGUAUCAUUAAAAACAAUACAUGGAAAACUCUGGAUCUGGUCACAGGGGGUUGUCCCGCAGUUCGGUUCUUCAGCGGGUUCACCCAGGACCCCGUGGACAAUCACCUGACGGCAACGUUCCCAAUGUUUCUGAUCACACCUCGCCAUGACACCAACAGGUCCACUGGUUUCUUCUGCACCGUCACGGCGUGUAGCGUGGACAGCGGAGAUGCUGAAUGCUCUGAAUCGGCAUGUUCGGAAAAUGAACCUGGUUGGGGAAAACGAAGGAAAAGGUUGGCUGGGAAUAUGGAUGGCAAUCAAAGGCCAUCCGAUCAAGUUGCUUUAGGUUAUUUUGUCGAUGUUAUUGUGGAGUCAAAGAAUUCCAAAGCGGAGCCUUCUGUUGUAAAGUUCAACCACGUGUUUACGGAUGAAAGCGUGUCAACUUUUCAUGAUAAGUUCUGUUUCAACUCCGUUAUGUUCAUUGCUGUUGCCAGUGUGAUGUUUCUUGCAGUUGUCAUUCUCUGUGGACUCCCUAUCUGUUUCUUUGUUUACAUGCAACGGUACAGAAAGUACAAAACCAAAAUGGAAACUAAAACUGCAAAAUGAGAGAACUCAAGGCGGAUGCCAAACUCGUGUAUUUGACAUUGCCAGAAAGUUGCACACUUGCCAUUUUACUAUUGGGCCUAAGUACCAUGCAACCAUGCUUCACUGUGUUAUUUAUGUGACAGAGAG